GGAUUCGCCGUACGUUUUCAAAUUCCAUUCCUCCGUGAACUUUAUUUUCCCCGACUUUGGACAAAAUUAUAACCCGAUCGAUCUCCUAUCUGCCCGCUGUCUACAUAUAUUUUCCGCGGCGGUCUCCGUUUUUGCUCUCAGUCGCCGGUCAAUUUUCUGACCCUUUAGCGCGAGACCAGGUGCAGACUAGCGAACGCUCCCAAACCGCGAUUAGCGUAGCUUUAGGGAAUGUAGCCCAGACUCUUUACCUCCUCCAUCCCCCCUUGACCUAUCCUCUUGGUCCUCCCUGACAUGUCCCCCUCUCUCCUCCUCCGUUCGCCGGUGCGCUCCGCUUGCUCCUCGUACACCAGCGCGCGACUCGUCGCGUGCAGUUCAGUUUGAGCUCACUCUUCCCAACACAUCCUGCACACUUUGCAGGCGGACUUGCGAGGGACUACAGAAACCUAUGGGUCGCUGUUGUGGGUUGCAGAUAUUGCUAUCCACGGGACCCCGGAAAUCCAAGUGUCAAGUCGACGUGAAUGCGCAGCGGCAGCGCAUCAGUUACACCGCUGCACGGAACAGCUCAAUCUUUGCUCUCCGAAUUGGAUCCGAUAAAGCCCAGCGAUUCUCGGUCCAUCCUACAGCCAGCAGCCACGGUGCCGGCUCCGGCCCUUGGUUUCAGUCUGAGGCGAGGCCACCGGGGAGUGCCGGUGUAGUGGAGGUAUGGACUGUAACUGUGUUAGUGACCUGCUGCUCACGCCACCCGUCCCAACCCUCUGGACACCAGGCAUCGCCUUCCCAGACUGGGCCUAUAAGCCAGAAUCAAGCCCAGGCUCCAGGCAGAUCCAGCUGUGGCACUUCAUCCUGGAGCUGCUGCAGAAGGAGGAAUACCAGGGGGUGAUUGCCUGGCAGGGAGACUAUGGUGAAUUUGUGAUCAAAGACCCAGAUGAGGUGGCAAGACUGUGGGGCAUUCGGAAGUGCAAACCUCACAUGAACUACGACAAGCUCAGCCGAGCACUUAGGUACUACUACAACAAACGCAUUUUGCACAAAACUAAAGGCAAGCGCUUCACCUACAAGUUCAACUUCAGUAAGGUGGUUCUGGUGAAUUACCCACUGCUGGAUAUGGCCAGCUCUCCGUUCCUGCUGGCCCAGAACCACUUCAACGGAGGAGCCGCAACGCCGGAUUGCAGCCCUGUCACACCUGAGGCCCUUCAGUCUUUAUUCCCUCGUUUGCCUGAAUCAGGUCGAGGGCCCUCUCUGUUUGAGCGCAGUGCAGGGGCCCCAGGGCCUGAUGGGGACAAGCUGAGACUGGACGCUUUUCCUUUCCUCGGCUCAGGGGCUCCUUGUUACUCCAAACCUCCAUCCCUGUUGGGUCCUUACCCACGGAACCCCUCUUUUGACUACCCCUGGGGCUUCAACCCCUACCUCCCAGGGGCCUUUUCUCUGAACAACUGUCCCAAAUUGCCCCCGGGCUCCCUCUACUCCUCACAUUUCUAUCCUAACCCGCUCCAAUCCAGCCUGUCUCAGCUGUCACACCCCUUCUCUUCGCUCUUACCCCCCGGAGACACGACCGGGGCAGAACGCGGUCAAACGAAUGGCUCUGCGGGCGGUCAGCCUCCCAGACUCUGCAUCCCACCGUACCCAGGGAACUUGCCACUGGGCCGGACUGAGCUGGGGAACGGGGGCUCGGGUGUGGGCGACCGGGAAAGAGGGGAAACCAACGCUGGUAUAACAGGCGGAGGUCUUGGUUUGGGGUUAGGCCUCGGAUUGGGCUUGGGUGGAGUCGGCGUGGGAAGCGGAGGAGGAGGCCGUCAAAGCCCUUCCGAGCGGAGGAAGGGUGUGAAGCAGGAUCCGGAGUCUGACUCUGAGCUGGAGAUCACAGACCUGAGCGACUGCAGCUCGGAGAACGAGAACGAGCCGGACUUCUCUCUGGGGAAGGAGCCAGGUUUGGGUGGUCGCUCACACCUCCUAGAAGCCAAAUCUGGGGGUCUCGGGGGAGUCUUGCCCCCUCUUUCUUCUCUUCCUCCACCUGUGUCUCCGCAUCCCCUUAAAAGUCUGGGACCCCUGACUCCUCCACCGUCAUCCCUCUCUCCCCCCCUCACUAUGGUUGACAGGCACAGGGAAACAGAGACAAUUAAACUUGCUCACAGUUAAUAUGUUCUGUUGUGUGAUUUUUGAUGUCUUGCAGGUUCUCUCUUUCUCUUUUUCUGUCUGUGUAUUCCUGCAUUUGUGAAAUGUUGCUGUAUAUUCCCAUUUGAUUUUUUUUCCCUUCCUCUUUUCCGGAGUGCUCUGAAGCCAUUCUUCGCUCAUGCCGUUCACAUAUCAGAACUUUCAAUUUCUGCUUUCUUCAAUUUCUAAAUCGCACAGUGAGACUCUCAAUGCAAUUUGUGUUUCGGUUAUUCUGAGAGCAAAAGUGCAGCACAACUGCUUUUCGGAUUAGAAUGUUUAAAUAUCUAAAUAAUUUUCAUUUUCUCAUUUCUGGUAGGAAACAGUAAUAUUGAGAUAUUUUGUAGUCAAAACAGCACAGCAAUGGAAUAUGCAUAUCUUUUCAUGCCUACUUUUUAAAUUGCACCGCAUUCUGGCCCUGCUGAGAUAUGCAGUAUGUUCUGUUUGGUGUAUUUCACAGACUUUUCCAUAAUGCUAAGCUCUGCAAUACAGUGCUCAGAUGAACAGCGUAACACAAGCAAAAUGCAAUAAUGGCAACACUCAUAGUAAUUUUAAGGCGAUUCAGUUGUGUUGCAAUAAAGGACUUUGGUUUUUAGUUUUGUGCUGAUUCCAAGGAAUUCAGAAAUAUAUAUGAUCAAACAUUGCCAUCUUGUGGUUAUAUUUAUCUAAGCCCUUGAACGUUUCUGAAAAGAAACACUGUAUGUUAUUUAUUUAAGUUUUUGUAUUAUUUAAGUUGACUUUCAAUUUUUAUGUCCAGUCCAUGUCUUUUUUUAAAACAUUCAAAAAAUUUUAUGAGCCUGAGAAUGAGAGACAGAGUCAAUACUACUCAUGCCAGUGAAUAUUUAAAAGUUUGUAUCUAUUUCAUUGUAUAUAUUUUAUUAUUGUGUACAUUAUGUUUAAUUACUAUUACUAUAUGGGAUAGUUGUAUCGGUGUCAUUUUACUCUGUACCUAACUGAAGAGUGAUAUAUGAGACGGGAAAAUGGAUAUAUGUGUAGUGACCCAAAGUUGACUGAGAAAGAGCACUUGUUUUGAGAAUGCCGUUAAGACAGGGAAGAAAAAUAUUCUGCUGUUUCUAAUUGUGCCCUGUGGAAAUUUUCCCCAGAUAGCUCUAAGUAGAUGACCCUUCUGGACUGAGUCUCAUAUUUCAAUAAUUCAUUCACCCAGUGGUGAUGUACUAUAAUGAAUCAAGUGUGAAUAAUAUUAGUUGCAGCAUUUGCUAAUUUUUUUUUUUUUUAACCAGUGUUCAUUCGAAUGUUAUUAAGUUUGAUAUAUGAACAUCUGAUCUGAAUGUAAAAACAAUAAAUAGGAGCAGAAUGACACAAUCUGAUUAACAGAUUACCUUUAAAUACAAUUCAGACAAGUUGGUGGGUAAAGACAACAUUUUAUACAAAAUGCAAGUAAGAUUUUAUGAACAUUUAUGAACCUAUGCUAACAGUAUUUCCAGAUCCUUUGGUAAGUUAUUAUCUGAUUCUAGAUAAGAACUUGUUACAUGACAGUUUGUGCCCUUGACUUGCCCGUACUGGAGGAGAUUUCAGCUGUACAUAGGACUUUGUGUAUUUGUGUGUACACACUGAAAAGAAAAAAAAAUACCAUUUACCUUACAGUAAAGCUUUUCUUUGUUUUAUUGUGAAAUUUAAAACAGAAAGGAUGACUAGAACAAAAAAUGAGCAAAGAGUAAUAUCUUCAAGAGCAAUAAACAAUAUUCUUGAGAUUCAAUUGUGAGAGUAUGGAUUUUUCUCUGGAGUUCAAUAU
Molecule: messenger RNA, 3901 nt
Organism: Puntigrus tetrazona (Sumatra barb)
Lineage: Eukaryota; Metazoa; Chordata; Actinopteri; Cypriniformes; Cyprinidae
Gene: erfl1
Product: Ets2 repressor factor like 1
Exons: 8
Coding region: 703-2136 (477 amino acids)
Biological process (GO): cell differentiation; regulation of transcription by RNA polymerase II
Cellular component (GO): nucleus
Molecular function (GO): DNA-binding transcription factor activity, RNA polymerase II-specific; sequence-specific DNA binding
Source: RefSeq, a predicted model, not a curated record